Molecule: messenger RNA, 2828 nt
Organism: Olea europaea var. sylvestris
Lineage: Eukaryota; Viridiplantae; Streptophyta; Magnoliopsida; Lamiales; Oleaceae
Product: probable receptor-like protein kinase At1g11050
Exons: 2
Coding region: 366-2327 (653 amino acids)
Biological process (GO): protein phosphorylation
Molecular function (GO): protein kinase activity; ATP binding
Source: RefSeq, a predicted model, not a curated record
GUAAUUUGAAAAAUCUGUUAUAUCUCACGAAACCAUCGCAAUCCUGUUACUGUUGCUCGUAUUCACCCAUGACAGAUGUUAUUGCUUAUGCGAUCCUACGUCGGCAUCUACUAAAGUCCAAAGACAGCAGCUGCCCAGCAACAACACAAAUUUGACCAGUUUUCUGUACCUUCUUUUAUCGAAGAUUCAAACUUGAUUUGAAGUAUCACCUCCGUAAAACAAAUUUCGAUCUUAUUCACCACCCAUUUUUAUUUCUUGGAACCAUCUGGGAUAGAGAGGGAUAAAUUCUGCUUUUUUCUCCAUUUAUGGUUUCUUGAAUCUUGAUUUUCAGUCUGAAUCUGUUUGUUUGUUUUUGAAGUAACAAAAUGAAAAUGAAACCUAGUUCCUUAAUUUUCUGUCUGUUUCUUUGUAUUAUGGUGUUAGUUUCUUCGGUUUCUUCUUCUCCAACUUCAAGAACAAAUUCAUCUACAUGUCCCAUGGAUCUUGGUUAUGUACUGCGAAUCCCAUGGUCGAUUUCUGAUUGCAAAACCCCUCCAAAUCCUAAUUCAACCCAACAGAUUUCUCCUACUUCCGGCAAUCCCACCGGCGGAAAACGCCAGUGCUGCCAAACCCUCCUCUCCCUUUAUGGCAUAGGACUGUCACAGCAUCUUAAAGAAUCUUCUCUUUUUCAACUGCCCAAUUUGCCAACUUCCGUUUCAUGCCUUGAAGAUUUCCAAUCCAAGUUGAACUCUCUUGUUCUCCCACAAAAUCUCACAUCCAUUUGCUUUGAUCCAAUGCAAUUUGUGAUAACUCCCAAUAUAUGCGCCUCCAUUGAGUCCACCCAAGAUUGGGCCAAGAAGCUUGGUCCCUCCACUAUACUGGACUCUGCUUGUAAGCCAGACCUUACUGAUCUUACUCAAUGCGAUGCUUGCCUGGCAGCCGGUUUACGGGUUCAGUCUUCUUUGAUUGCAACUGAUGGUAAUAAGUCUCAUUCCACUGAAUGCUUUUACUUUGCAGUUCUAUAUGCUGCUGGCAUUGUCAAUGAAUUUGGGCCUGAAAGCACUGGUGCUUUAACUUGUAUCUUUGGUCUUUCGAUCAAUUCGGAUAAGGGUUCUUCGAGUAAACGGCAUUUGGCUCUUGUCUUUGGACUAACUGGGGCUGGUGUGGCAAUUUUGCUGAUGUCUUGUUUGCUGGGAAUGUACUCAUGGUGGAAAAGAAGACGGAUGAAAAAACAGGACGGAUUUAAUUCGGGAGAAGAAGAAAUGGAAUCUAGGUCAAGAAAGAGGCCUACGACGAUGGCUAUUUGGUAUAAAAUUCAUGAACUUGAGAAGGCAACCGAUAAUUUUUCGUCCAAGAAUUUCAUUGGAAGAGGUGGAUUCGGGAUGGUUUAUAAAGGAACUUUAGCUGAUGGGACAGUUGUUGCAGUUAAGAAGAUCAUAGAAUCGGAUUUUCAAGGAAAUGAUGACUUUUGCAAUGAAGUUGAGAUCAUUAGUAACUUGAAGCAUAGGAAUCUUGUGCCGCUUAGAGGGUGCUGUGUGACUGAAAAUGUUGGUCCAAGUGAGAGUGAGAGAUACCUCGUUUAUGAUUACAUGCCUAAUGGAAACCUCGGUGACCAUUUGUUUCCGAUAAAUCAAGGUGGAAGUUUGAAGCCACCAUUGACAUGGCCACAAAGGAAAAGCAUAAUUAUGGAUGUGGCAAACGGAUUAGCUUAUCUGCAUUAUGGAGUAAAGCCAGCUAUUUAUCAUAGGGAUAUUAAGGCUACAAACAUUUUGUUGGAUGCAGAUAUGAAGGCAAGAGUUGCAGAUUUUGGAUUAGCAAAGCAAAUCAGAGAAGGACAGUCUCAUCUCACUACCAGAGUGGCCGGAACACAUGGAUAUUUGGCUCCUGAAUAUGCUCUCUAUGGGCAGUUAACUGAGAAAAGUGAUGUUUAUAGCUUUGGGGUAGUUGUUUUGGAAAUAAUGUGUGGGAAGAAAGCUCUUGAUCUAUCCUCCGAAUCACCUCAAGCAAUUCUAAUCACAGAUUGGGCUUGGUCACUGGUGAAAGCGGGGAAAUUAGAAUCAGUAUUGGAUGCUUCUCUUUUGAAAGGAGAUUCAUCAAAUGCAAAUCCAAAAGUCAUAAUGGAGCGAUUUGUACUUGUUGGUAUUCUGUGUGCUCAUGUUAUGGUGGCCUUGCGGCCAACCAUUUUGGAUGCCUUGAAAAUGUUGGAAGGAGACAUUGAGGUUCCUACAAUUCCCGAUAGACCAACACCCUUUGGACAUCCUUCGUUUUUUGGUGGUGAGGGUAACACUUUUAGCAUAUCUCCUGCAUUGAGUGGGUUGCAGUUAUAUUCUGGGGAUAUGCUUAGGUGAAAAAUGUAAAGAGAAAUACUUCUUGUAAAUAGUUAUGUUUGGCAAAAUCUUGAUACCUGGGAGAAUGCUCUUGAACAUUUGACACUUCAAAUCGGAAGGCUGUUCGCCCCAUCAUGAAGCUCAAGGAAGUUAGAAUUAAGCUUCAUUGGAUUGUCAAUGCCCUUGGAGAUAACAGACUUUUUGGCUGCCAAAAGUUACAAAGCAUUUUUGGCAUAUUUGAUAGGGAGGAUUGAAUAGCACUCUACAAAUUUAGAAAAUGAAGUUCAGUCUGUUCAAGUACUGUACAACUUGCAUUCUCUUUUACAUUGACAUAGAUCUCUGUAGAAGAAUACUCAAGAGAUCCCUCUGUUUUAUUUAUUGUCACUGUGUUACAUAGUUAGCCCACUUACUAUAUGAAAAAAUAUUCAUCGAGUCUAGUGUUUUUUGUCAAUCUAAAAUGCAAUAUGAUAUUUGAUUCAAACCUAAAAAUUAUGAGCUCUUAAAUAAAGGUUCUGUUCAUCA